AUGGGCUACUAUGAAUUUGCUGAGAUGCUAGAGGCAGCGGCAGGAAAUGGCAGCAGUAGUAGCGGCGGAACAGACUCGAACAAGCCCUACACUUGUAAAGAUACAUUCCCAACAGAGGACGUAGUGCUCGGUAUCUUGUUGGGCAUUGGUAUCUUUAUCUCCUUCUUGCCACAGAUCCUGGUGCUAAUCAUCAGGAAGAACAUUGAAGGCCUCUCAUUGAUAAGUUGUUGGUUCAACUAUGUCAACUGCAUGGGCACAUUCCUCAACGUGCUCUUCCUCAACUGGUUCGCCUUUGCCUGUUGUCAUGAUUACAUGACUGAAUGGGUAUGCUUCCAGAACCUGAUACCAGUAUCACAGUUGGGUGUACCAUUCGUUACCACUGGUGUAAUUUUCGCACUUUAUGUAAUAUACCGUCCUAUCCUCCCACCGUUCGCCGCUGUAGAGGAGGCUAGAAGACAACAGAAACUUCGUCUAAUGGAGCAGACGCAAAAGAAUGAGCAAGCGAAGCUCGAUGGUGAUACAUCAUCACCAACAACAAACAACGACAACAAGGAUCUGCCUUUUGUCGAGCCAGUAACUGCCCCCAGCGAGGUAGACAACAGCAAAGAACAACAAACCACCACUGGCAAUGACAAUGAUGAAGACACCUCAUCAUCGUCGAGCGAUGACAAGAAGAAGGACAAGAAGAAGAAGGUGAAGGGAGAGAUCCCGCCAGACAGUUUCUUGCUAAAGGAUGGUGAUAACAAGAUUGAGCGAUUCUUCAUUCGCAUGGACUGGUACAGUGUGCCCUUUUUCUGGGGUAGCAUGGCGGCGUCGCUCAUCUUCUUCCUAAUUGGCCUUGGACUUGUGCUUGGAUAUGGUGCCAAGUCUGACAUUGUUUCCGGCUAUGCCUACGCCAUGGGUAUCAUGGCAUCAGUUCUAGUGUUCCUUCAAUGGUUGCCACAAAUAUAUACAACAUGGAUAUCCGAUAAAAUUGGAAGCCUCAGUCUUGUAUCACUGUGUAUCCAGAUACCUGGUGCAAUACUGAUAUGUUAUAAUCAACUUUCACUUGGUCAGUCUUGGACCACUUGGUUCCCCUACCUUGCAACAGCUGUACAGGAGAUAGUGUUGCUAGGAAUAUGUGUAUACUAUCUAAUUAGAGACAGGAAGAAGAGAAAGAGAGAGAAGAAGGAGAAAGAGGAAAGAGAUGCCAAGGAUUCAGCAGCAGCAGCAGCACCACCUGGUGAAAAUUCAAACAGCAACAAUGACAAUACAUCUGGCGCCAAUAACAAUGACAACAACAACAGCAACAAUGACAAGAAUGACAACUAUAAUAGUAUAAUCAGUGACACAAAUAUCAAUGAUAGUGCCAACAACAAUAAUAUUGAACAACAACAACAGCGUCUCCAGGAGUCUGAGAAUAUCUCCAAACAUGAGCAACAACAAGAACCAGAGAGUGAUCACAGUGAGAGUGAUAGCGAUAGCAAUGACAAUGAAAUUGAUGAGGGGACAAAGAGCGAGACAGUCGAGUUGGACAAAAUGUAA
Messenger RNA from Acytostelium subglobosum LB1, 1524 nucleotides. RefSeq lists its product as hypothetical. The transcript has 4 exons. The coding region runs from base 1 to 1524 and encodes 507 amino acids. Lineage: Eukaryota; Evosea; Eumycetozoa; Acytosteliales; Acytosteliaceae. The record is from RefSeq and is a predicted model, not a curated record.